UGGAAGAGUUGACCAGUAACAGCUACAAGUGUCCAUCACUGCAAAUUGAGGAGUCUGUGUGAACGCCCUGUUUGACUUCCCCAUCAGAUGCCAUGGAGCCCUCUGAUGAUGGGGGCCUUAAUGCGGGCUCUUCGUCUAUUGAGGAGAACUACUUCCAGGGCUACACGUUCACAGACCGUUCCCACUCCAGCCGUGUGGUCAAAAGCAUCAUGGACUUAUGUUUGGAGGACGGCUUGUUUGCAGAUGUCACCGUCACUGUGGACGGCAGAGAGUUCCAACUGCAUCGCCUGGUACUGUCAGCCCAGAGCAGCUUUUUCAGAUCCAUGUUCACUUCGAACCUCAGAGAAGCUCACGAUCGCCACAUCGAGCUGAAGGACGUCAGCGCUCCGGUCUUUCAGCUGCUGGUGGACUACAUCUACCACGGCACCAUCAAGCUGCAGGUGGACGAUCUCCAAGACACGUACGAAAUGGCAGAUAUGUACAACCUAACGGCCCUCUUUGAGGAAUGCUCCCGCUUCCUCUCUCGAACUGUGGAGGUCAAGAACUGCUUGCAAGUGAUGUGGUUAGCAGACAGACACAGUGACCAAGAGCUUUAUACAGCUGCAAAGCAUUGUGCCAAAAUCCACCUAGUGCAGCUGCACAAGACAGAUGAGUUCCUCAACUUGCCUUUACGUCUCCUUGUUGACAUCAUCAAAGAUGGCGUUCCAAGCUCCCAAAAUCCGACUGCAGCAAUUCAUUCCUGGAUAAACCACAACAAAGUCGAGCGAGAGGAGUUUGCAGAUUUGCUCUCGGAUAGCUUAAAGGAGAUCGGCGAGAACGUCCACAUCUACCUUAUAGGCAAGGAGGAAACGCGUACGCACUCCCUGGCCGUGUCUCUUCACUGCGCCGAGGACGACGUCAUCAGCGUGAGCGGCCAGAACAGCCUAUGCCACCAGAUUACCGCGGCGUGCAAGCACGACGGAGACCUGUACGUGGUCGGGGGCUCAAUUCCGCGCCGCAUGUGGAAGUGCAACAUGCGCACCAUGGACUGGGAGAGGUGUGCCCCUCUGCCACGUGACCGCCUGUACCAUGCGUUGGUAUCUGUAGCCUCCGAGGAUACCAUCUACUCCAUGGGGGGCAAGACACUUCAGGACACGCUGUCUGGCGGCGUCGUCUAUUACACGGUGCGCGCCAACACGUGGACGGAGACCAGCCAGCUAGACACGGCAGUGUCCAACGCUGCAGGCGUCCACCUGGACGGUAUCAUCUACCUUCUCGGUGGUGAAGAGAACGACGCGGACUUCUUUACCAGGCCGUCCCGGCUCAUCCAGUGCUUGGACGUGGCGACGCAGAAGUGCCAUACCAAGCCGUACGUGCUGCCUUUCGCUGGCCACAUGCACGCCGCCGCCCACAAAGACCUGAUCUUUGUUGUGGCUGAAGGCGACUCGCUGGUGUGCUAUAACCCACUGCUGGACAGUUUCACACGUCUGCGAUUUCCAGAGGCGUGGAGCUGCGUGCCUUCGCUCUGGAAGGUGGCAAGUUGCAACGGGUGCAUUUAUGUCUUCAGGGACAAGUGCAAGAAGGGUGACGUUGAUACGCUCAAGCUAAAUCCUGCCACUUCUGUCGUAUCCGUUAUCAAGGGCAUCAAAAUCCUGCUUACAAAGUGGCAGUUUGUGCUGGCCUGAUGUUCAUGAUGUGUGCCAGGGUAGAGUGGGACCAUGUGGGUUAAUGCUGCGGCACUGAUCCAGAAGCAAGGUUCAAGCCUGGGUCUCCAUGAGCUUGUUUCUACAAGUACUGUCCAUUUUAUCAGCUCCACUUACCAUA
This is a messenger RNA of Trichomycterus rosablanca, 1803 nucleotides long. RefSeq names its product kelch repeat and BTB (POZ) domain containing 4 (gene kbtbd4). The record is from RefSeq and is a predicted model, not a curated record. Gene Ontology annotation, molecular function: protein binding. The coding region runs from base 93 to 1664 and encodes 523 amino acids. NCBI's taxonomy places the organism in Eukaryota, Metazoa, Chordata, Actinopteri, Siluriformes, Trichomycteridae. The transcript has 5 exons.